AUGGCGCCGAGCGGCUGCUUCCUGAGAGCUGAACGCAGGAAGAUGCCCGCUGGCUUCAUGUCGCUGAACCGGAACAAGGCGCUGAGCGCAGUCCGGUGUCGCUGCUGCCGCUCGGCCUUCACUGAGGAGUAAAGGCCGCUGCGUCAGUUGUGGGAACCACCAGCUAAGCAUAAGCGGCUAACGGCUAACGUUAGCUGCAGGCGGCUCUGCGGACUGAGCACCGAACAGCCGGCCCGGGUGGAUCCGGUAAAGAGUCCUGCUGCCCUGAAGAGGACCAGGAUCUGUGUGAUCUGUCCCCCCCUGGACUCAGGAGACUCAUGGACAAAGAACGACCCGUGGCCCCCUGAAGGUGAAGCUGUGAUGUCAGCAGCGAGGUCAGAGCUCCGACAUGCGGAGGACGCCGUCUGCCUCUCGGACCCUCCUCAGGACGCAGCCGAAGACGUUCGGAUCAAAGUGGAGCCGGACAGCGACGUGGAGAUCCAGUCGUAUCCCGUCCUCAAGAAGCUGUCCGUCAAACUGACCGACUGCAGGGUGUGGCUGGAGGGGCGGGACUUCCUGUCUCUCGCAGACGAUCACCCUCAGCUCUGCAACCGGAGACCGAGGCAGUGCCACCCGACGAACACUGGCAGGAAGAUGGUCUACUGCUCCGAGUGUAAGAAAGGCUUCUACAAGAAGUCUCACCUGGAGGCUCACCGGAGAACCCACCGAGGACAGAAACCCAACCAGUGCUGGCAGUGCGGGAAGACCUACCCGACCCUGAUGAGCCUCGUCGUCCACCAGCAGAUCCACGACCGCAAGGAGCCCUACCAGUGCUCGUACUGCGACAAGACCUUCGCCCUGAAGAGGGACUGGAAGACCCACCACCGGACGCACUCGGGGACCAAACCCUUCAAGUGCUGGUUCUGCGGGGACGGCUUCGGCGAGCAGGACGAGCUCACCGAGCAUCUGGAGGUGCACAAGGGGGAGAAGUGCUACCGCUGCAAAGUCUGCGACAAGAUGUUCGUCUCCUACCAGGGCUUCAACUUCCACCGCAAGUCGCACAAGAACCAGAAGCUGCUGCCCUGCCUGAAGUGCAAGAAGACCUUCAGCAACCCUCAGAGUCUGAAGCUCCACCAGGUAACUCACUCCAACAGGAAGCCACACAAAUGCCCCACCUGCGGCAAAGGCUUCAAGCUGCUGAGCGGCCUGCGGUGCCACCAGAGGACCCACGAGGACCUGAAGGACUACCACUGCACCGAGUGCGGCAAGUGUUUUUCCAGCCUGCAGGGUCUGAAGCUGCACAACCGCACGCACACCGGACUGAAGCCCUACAAAUGUACCGAGUGCGGGAAGAGGUUCACCCAGUCGCCCCACCUCAAGUCUCACAUGGUGACCCACACCGGGGAGCGACCGUUCCUGUGCACCACCUGCGGGAAGAGAUUCACCCAGUCGUCCCACCUGAGAUCCCACAUCACGCUGUUCCACGUGGGCGAGAAGCCGUUCACCUGCGACGACUGCGGGAAGAGCUUCACCAUCGCUCACUACCUGAAGAUGCACCGGCUGAGCCACACCAAGGAGAAGCUGUACCAGUGUUCGUACUGCGAGAAGUCCUUCUCCUACCACAACUCCUGGAGGGCCCACGAGAGGAUCCACACCGGCGAGCGGCCGUUCAGCUGCCAGGACUGCGGCCAGAGCUUCAUCACGUCGGGCUCGCUGCUGAGCCACCAGAGAUCCAAACACACCGGGGAGAAGAGCCACUACUGCAUCACCUGCGGAGAGUUCUUCUUCACCAGCUCGCUGCUGCGGGUCCACCAGCUCGACCACACCGGCGAGCGGCCGCAUGCCUGCAGCUGCGGCAAGACGUUUAAAACCAAAGGAGUGCUGCGCUACCACCUGAAGAGGUUCACCGACCACCAGCCGGCCAAGUGACCGGCUGCCCGGAAGCACAUCAACCAGAGGGUUCACAGACUGGGGGGGGGGGUGAAAGGGACAGGUGCAUGCAGGUGUUGUAAAGGCAACAGGAAGUCCGUUAUUGUAGUUUGUCAGCAGGUGGAGCUGCAGCAGCGACUCACAGCUGAUGGAGGACAUUAAGACGCUUUAAAACAGUUAAAACACUCAGACUGAUCGCUGCAGCCAGAGGACGUCGUCGUCUCUGACGUCCGUCCAGAAUAAACCUCAUGAAUCAGCUGAGACGCCAGAGCAGAGAGCGGCUGCAGAACCUGCCUGAGAAUCCUGCUGUUUCUAAGUUCCCUUCAGUCUCGCAGUGAUCCAGAGACAGCUGUCUGUCCGUCCACGGGUCCACUGCAGACAGGAGCUGCUGACUGCUGGUUCGGCUGCUCUGACGGGACAGUCUGACUGCAUGUGAACACAGACGGGCUAACAGACGGGCUAACAGACGGGCUAACAGCUGUAGCUCACGCAGUUGUCUCAGUUCUGACUGGCGGGGGCCGCAGCCCUUAAACACCUGACGUAUGUUGACUGUCGGGAACUCGGCGGUCAGAAGGUUUUGGUGUCAUUUAACGAAGAUGAGGGUUUUCUGUCAGCAGCUGCCGGUUUUCCUCGUUGUGUUUGUGGCUCUUUAAGCUGCUUUUCACAAACUGCCGAUCACUUUUUCAUCGUUUGCGUUACAAUUAGAACAAUCGGUUUUAUGUUUUGUCCUUUAACACGAACCUUUCUUUCCUUUUUUAUAGAAAAUGAAAUGAUGUAAGAUUUGAAACCUGCUCCCCGUCGCUCCCUCAGCUUCUGGCAGCUGUACAGAAACUUUUCUUAAAACACUGAUUUUAUGUAAAACACCUGAUUAAAGAGAACAAACACUGAGAUGUAACACUAAGAAGAGAUGAAUGUACUUUGCUGUUUGUCGUCAGAAACACAUUUGUGCGUCUGUCUGAACUCAAACCAAACGACUGAGCCGAACGCGUCUUAAAAACAGACCCGAGUCGGUCCGAGGUUAAAGGUCCGAGGUUUGGUUCUGUUCCAGUCAGACAAAAAGACAUCAGUUUGAGCUGAGGUUUUCUCUGUGUGGGCGCGCUUGUAUUGCUAUCUUUGUGAGGACCAGUUUCAGUUUCAAACCGUCGCGUGAGGAUGUUUCUGCGGCCGCUGCUCGCCGCUUCAGAGGUCGUGGUUGUGCCGGUGAGGGUCCUCACAAGUGUAGAAAGACGAGCACGUAUGAAGCACUUUGUUAACUUUAAGAGUCUGAACGAGUUUUUCUCUUUCAUCCAUUUUCGUAUUUUCACGAUGUUUCAGUCCAGCUGUUGACCUCUGACCUCGGAGUCUGCCCCGGUCUGUUUUCAGCUGCCAGAUCCAGGUCUUUGUGUGGACCCGAGUCUGAGGUGAGGGACUCGGACUCGAACAGCGGGGACUCGUGAUGUUUAGCGUUUUGCCUGUGAAGUCGUCCUCAAACCCAAAGAUUAAAAACAGACUUCAGACCGGCAGACGGACACGACGGGCCGGUCUCGGCCGUGGGCCGUGACUUGUACCGGCCAGGACUCAAGACUGACUUGUGGUACACGGACUCGGUCCUCGUCCGGUCCGUCCUGGUCUCACGUUGAGAUCUUUAUGAUCAGAAUAUGUUUUAUGUCUCCAGACGUCUGUUUGAGCUGAAUGAUGUGACUGCAGUGAAAUAAAACAUGGUGUUUCAUCCCG
Messenger RNA from Siniperca chuatsi (mandarin fish), 3621 nucleotides. RefSeq names its product zinc finger protein 664-like. Gene Ontology annotation, biological process: regulation of transcription by RNA polymerase II. Gene Ontology annotation, cellular component: nucleus. Lineage: Eukaryota; Metazoa; Chordata; Actinopteri; Centrarchiformes; Sinipercidae. The record is from RefSeq and is a predicted model, not a curated record. Bases 361 to 1908 code for a protein of 515 amino acids. The transcript has 6 exons. Gene Ontology annotation, molecular function: DNA-binding transcription factor activity, RNA polymerase II-specific; RNA polymerase II transcription regulatory region sequence-specific DNA binding.